Messenger RNA from Urocitellus parryii (Arctic ground squirrel), 12065 nucleotides. RefSeq names its product zinc finger homeobox 3 (gene Zfhx3). Lineage: Eukaryota; Metazoa; Chordata; Mammalia; Rodentia; Sciuridae. Gene Ontology annotation, cellular component: nucleus. The record is from RefSeq and is a predicted model, not a curated record. Gene Ontology annotation, biological process: regulation of transcription by RNA polymerase II; regulation of neuron differentiation. Gene Ontology annotation, molecular function: DNA-binding transcription factor activity, RNA polymerase II-specific; RNA polymerase II cis-regulatory region sequence-specific DNA binding; zinc ion binding.
GCGGCGGGCAGGCCAGGGACGGGGACGCAGCGCCGCGCCCCGUGGGUGAAUCCCCGCCUCGCCCCGGGGACCUCCCUCCCGGGCACCGGCCGGCCGCCACCAUGAGCCCCCCUCCCCUGCCUGCGGCGCCCCUGCUUCUAGCCAGCGCCACCUCGGAGCCCCGGGGCCAGCGGGAGGUGGGGAGAAUGCCGCCUGGGGUGGGUAAGUUCGGGGCUCUGGUGCCGCUGGAAUUUCCCAUUGUCGGGCACACCGGCGCGGCCCCCGGACCUGCGAGUGCCUCCUCCCUCCGGAGGUGUGCGGAGGCUUUGUGUGCCAGGUCCGAUCCUUACUGGGUGCAAUGAAAGCUCCACGCAGGCCUUACCAUGGAAGGCUGUGACUCGCCCGUCGUCUCGGGGAAGGACAAUGGGUGCGGUAUCCCUCAGCACCGGCAAUGGACUGAACUCAACAGCACCCACCUCCCCGACAAACCCAGUAGCAUGGAGCAGCCCACAGGCGAGAGCCACGGGCCCCUGGACGGCCUGAGGGCCCCCUUCAAUGAGCGCCUCGCGGAGAGCAGCGCCUCGGCCGGGGCCCCCGCCGAGCCCGCCAGCAAGGAGGUGAGCUGCAACGAGUGCGCCGCCUCCUUCGCCAGCCUGCAGACCUACAUGGAGCACCACUGCCCCGGCGCGCGCCCGCCGCCGCCCCUGCGAGAGGAGAGCGCCAGCGACACCAGCGAGGAGGGCGACGAGGAGAGCGACGUGGAGAACCUGGCCGGGGAGAUCGUCUACCAGCCCGACGGCUCCGCGUACAUCGUGGAGAGCCUGAGCCAGCUGACCCAGGGCGGGGGCGCGUGCGGCAGCGGCAGCGGGCCUGUCCCCUCGCUCUUCCUGAACUCUCUCCCCGGGGCGGGGGGCAAGCAAGGGGACCCUUCGUGUGCUGCACCCGUGUACCCGCAGAUCAUCAACACUUUCCACAUAGCCUCAUCCUUCGGGAAAUGGUUUGAGGGCUCAGACCAGGCUUUCCCGAAUACCUCAGCCCUGGCGGGGCUCAGCCCCGUCCUGCACAGCUUCCGCGUUUUUGACGUGCGACACAAAAGCAACAAGGAUUACCUGAACAGCGACGGUUCUGCCAAAAGCUCCUGCGUAUCCAAAGAUGUUCCCAACAAUGUGGACCUGUCCAAAUUCGAUGGCUUUGUGCUCUACGGCAAGAGGAAGCCCAUCCUGAUGUGUUUCUUGUGCAAACUCUCCUUCGGGUACGUCCGUUCAUUUGUGACCCACGCGGUGCACGACCAUCGAAUGACCCUGAGUGAAGACGAGCGGAAAAUUCUUAGCAAUAAGAACAUCUCCGCUAUCAUCCAAGGGAUCGGCAAAGACAAGGAACCCCUUGUAAGUUUUCUGGAACCAAAAAACAAAAACUUUCAACACCCUUUAGUUUCCACAGCUAACCUCAUAGGCCCCGGACAUAGUUUUUAUGGUAAAUUUAGUGGCAUUCGAAUGGAAGGGGAGGAGGCUCUCCCAGCCGGCUCUGCCACUGGCCCUGAGCAGCCCCAGGCUGGUCUCUUGACCCCCAGCACCCUCUUGAACCUUGGCGGGCUCACCAGCUCGGUCCUGAAGACCCCCAUUACCUCAGUCCCCCUGGGGCCUCUGGCUUCCAGUCCUACCAAAUCCUCAGAGGGCAAGGACUCUGGGGCAGCUGAAGGAGAGAAGCAAGAAGUGGGCGACCCCGAUUGCUUCUCCGAGAAAGCAGAGCCAGCCGAGGAGGAGGCGGAAGAGGAAGAGGAAGAAGAAGAGGCGGAGGAGGAGGAAGAAGAGGAGGAGGAGGAAGAAGARGAGGAGGAAGACGAGGGUUGCAAAGGACUCUUUCCAAGUGAGUUGGAAGAUGAGCUGGAGGACAGGCCCCCCGAGGAGCCCGGGGCCGCGGCAGGUGGUAGCAGCAAAAAGGACCUUGCUCUCUCAAACCAAAGCAUUUCUAACUCCCCCUUAAUGCCUAAUGUGCUCCAGACCCUGUCGAGGGGCACAGCUUCUACUAGUUCUAAUUCCGCUUCUUCCUUUGUUGUCUUUGAUGGUGCGAACAGGAGGAAUCGUUUAAGCUUUAACAGUGAGGGCGUCAGGGCCAAUGUGGCAGAGGGCGGCAGGAGGCUGGACUUCGCUGACGAAAGUGCCAAUAAAGACAAUGCCACAGCACCAGAACCAAAUGAAAGCACAGAGGGCGACGAUGGGGGCUUUGUCCCCCAUCACCAGCACGCUGGCUCCCUCUGCGAGCUGGGGGUUGGGGAGUGCCCCUCGGGGAGUGGCGUGGAGUGCCCCAAAUGCGACACGGUCCUGGGCUCCUCCCGCUCGCUGGGCGGCCACAUGACCAUGAUGCAUUCUCGUAACUCGUGUAAGACACUCAAGUGCCCCAAGUGCAACUGGCACUAUAAGUACCAGCAGACGCUGGAGGCACACAUGAAGGAGAAGCACCCGGAGCCUGGGGGCUCCUGCGUCUACUGCAAAAGCGGGCAGCCCCACCCCCGGUUGGCACGAGGCGAGAGCUACACGUGUGGUUACAAGCCUUUCCGCUGCGAGGUGUGUAACUACUCCACAACGACCAAAGGCAACCUCAGUAUUCACAUGCAGUCCGACAAGCAUCUCAACAACAUGCAGAACCUGCAGAAUGGAGGCGGGGAGCAGGUCUUCAGCCACACCGCUGGGGCGGCGGCGGCAGCGGCAGCUGCAGCAGCAGCAGCAGCCAACAUCAGUAGCUCCUGCGGGGCCCCCUCGCCCACCAAACCAAAAACCAAACCCACAUGGCGGUGCGAGGUGUGUGAUUACGAGACCAACGUGGCUAGGAACCUCCGCAUUCACAUGACCAGUGAGAAGCACAUGCACAACAUGAUGCUGCUGCAGCAGAACAUGACCCAGAUCCAGCACAACCGCCACCUGGGCCUGGGCAGCCUGCCCUCGCCCGCAGAGGCCGAGCUGUACCAGUACUACCUGGCCCAGAACAUGAACCUGCCCAACCUGAAGAUGGACAGUGCCGCCUCUGACGCCCAGUUCAUGAUGAGUGGAUUCCAGCUGGAUCCCACAGGGCCCAUGGCCGCCAUGACGCCUGCUCUAGUGGGCGGUGAGAUCCCCCUAGACAUGCGGCUCGGGGGUGGGCAGCUGGUGUCGGAGGAGCUGAUGAACCUGGGCGAGAGCUUCAUCCAGACCAACGACCCGUCGCUGAAGCUCUUCCAGUGCGCCGUCUGCAACAAGUUCACGACGGACAACYUGGACAUGCUGGGGCUGCACAUGAACGUGGAGCGCAGCCUCUCAGAGGACGAGUGGAAGGCUGUGAUGGGGGACUCGUACCAGUGCAAGCUCUGCCGCUACAACACCCAGCUCAAGGCCAACUUCCAGCUGCACUGCAAGACAGACAAGCACGUGCAGAAGUACCAGCUGGUGGCCCACAUCAAGGAGGGUGGCAAGGCCAACGAGUGGAGGCUCAAGUGCGUGGCCAUCGGCAACCCUGUGCACCUCAAGUGCAACGCCUGCGACUACUACACCAACAGCCUAGAGAAACUGCGGCUGCACACGGUCAACUCCAGGCACGAGGCCAGCCUGAAGUUGUACAAGCACCUGCAGCAGCAUGAGAGUGGUGUGGAGGGCGAGAGCUGCUACUACCACUGCGUUCUGUGCAACUACUCCACCAAGGCCAAGCUCAACCUCAUCCAGCACGUGCGCUCCAUGAAGCACCAGCGCAGCGAGAGCCUGCGCAAGCUGCAGCGGCUGCAGAAGGGCCUUCCGGAGGAGGACGAGGACCUGGGGCAGAUCUUCACCAUCSGCAGGUGCCCCUCCACUGACCCAGAAGAAGCCAUUGAAGAUGUUGAAGGACCCAGUGAAACGACUGCUGAUCCAGAGGAGCUUGCUAAAGACCAAGAGAGUGGAGGCGAGAAGGACCAGAACAAGUGGACAGCAUCGUCCAGCCAAGCAGAGAAGGAGCUGACAGAUUCUCCUGCAACCUCUAAACGCAUCUCCUUCCCGGGUAGCUCAGACUGUCCUCUCUCUUCCAAGCGACCAAAAACAUCCGAGGAGAGCAAACCAGAGCAGAUGUACCAGUGCCCCUACUGCAAGUACAGCAACGCCGACGUGAACCGGCUCCGGGUGCACGCCAUGACGCAGCACUCGGUACAGCCCAUGCUGCGCUGCCCCCUGUGCCAGGACAUGCUCAACAACAAGAUUCACCUCCAGCUGCACCUCACCCACCUCCACAGCGUGGCACCCGACUGCGUGGAGAAACUCAUUAUGACGGUGACCACCCCUGAGAUGGUGAUGCCCAGCAGCAUGUUCCUGCCAGCAGCUGUUCCAGAUCGAGAUGGGAAUUCCAGCGUGGAAGAGGCAGGAAAGCAGCCUGAAACUUCAGAGGAUCUGGGAAAGAACAUCUUGCCAUCUGCAAGCACAGAGCACAGCGGAGAUUUGAAACCUUCUUCUGCUGACCCAGGAUCUGUGAGAGAAGACUCGGGCUUCCUCUGCUGGAAGAAGGGGUGCAACCAGGUUUUCAAGACUUCAGCUGCCCUCCAGACACAUUUCAACGAGGUACAUGCCAAGAGGCCCCAGCUGCCCGUGUCAGAUCGCCACGUGUACAAGUACCGCUGCAACCAGUGCAGCCUGGCUUUCAAGACCAUCGAAAAGUUGCAGCUGCAUUCUCAGUACCAUGUGAUCCGAGCCGCCACCAUGUGCUGUCUCUGUCAGCGCAGUUUUCGAACAUUCCAGGCUCUGAAAAAACACCUUGAGACAAGCCACCUGGAGUUGAGUGAGGCCGACAUUCAACAACUUUAUGGUGGCCUUCUGGCCAAUGGGGACCUCUUGGCAAUGGGAGACCCCACCCUGGCUGAAGACCACACCAUAAUUGUUGAAGAAGACAAGGAAGAAGAAAGUGACUUGGAAGAUAAACAGAGCCCCACGGGCAGUGACUCUGGGUCGGUACAAGAAGAUUCAGGUGCAGAGCCAAAGAGAGCUCUACCUUUCAGAAAAGGCCCCAACUUUACUAUGGAAAAGUUUCUAGACCCUUCUCGCCCUUACAAGUGCACCGUCUGUAAGGAAUCUUUCACUCAAAAGAAUAUACUGCUGGUGCACUACAAUUCUGUCUCCCACCUGCACAAGUUAAAGAGAGCCCUUCAAGAAUCAGCAACUGGUCAACCAGAACCCACCAGCAGCCCAGACAACAAACCUUUUAAGUGUAACACUUGUAAUGUGGCCUACAGCCAGAGUUCCACUCUGGAGAUCCACAUGAGGUCUGUGCUGCAUCAAACCAAAGCCCGAGCAGCCAAGCUGGAGGCUGCAAGUGGUAGCAGCAAUGGGACUGGGAACAGUGGCAGUGUCCCACUGAGUUCCUCCAUACCAAGUCCCGUGAGCACCAGUGGCAGCAGUAACACCUUUACCACCACCAAUCCAAGUAGUGCCAGCAUCACUCCAAGCUCCGGCUUACUGAGCCAAGUGCCCGCUGAGAGUGUUGGGAUGCUGCCCCUAGGGAAUCCCAUCGGUGCCAACAUUGCUUCCCCUUCAGAGCCCAAGGAGGCCAAUCGGAAGAAGCUGGCAGACAUGAUCGCAUCCAGGCAGCAGCAACAACAGCAGCAGCAGCAACAGCAGCAGCAGCAACAGCAGCAGCAGCAACAAGCUCAGACACUGGCCCAGGCCCAGGCUCAAGUUCAGGCUCACUUGCAGCAGGAACUGCAGCAGCAGGCUGCCCUGAUCCAGUCCCAGCUGUUUAACCCCACCCUCCUGCCUCACUUCCCCAUGACCACUGAGACCCUGCUCCAGCUGCAGCAGCAGCAGCACCUCCUCUUCCCUUUCUACAUCCCCAGCGCUGAGUUCCAGCUCAACCCUGAGGUGAGCUUGCCAGUGACGAGCGGGGCACUGACGCUGACAGGGACGGGGCCAGGCCUGCUGGAAGAUCUGAAGGCUCAGGUUCAGAUCCCACAGCAGAGCCACCAGCAGAUCCUGCAGCAGCAGCAGCAGCAACAACAGCAAAAUCAACUUCUGUCCCAGAGUCACUCUGCCCUCCUUCAGCCAAGCCAGCUCCCGGAAAAGAAAAACAAAUUGGUCAUCAAAGACAAGGAAAAAGAGAGCCAGAGAGAGAGGGAGGGUGCUGAAGGGGGAGAAGGCAUCGCAGGACCGAAGGAGCUGCUGCCAGAUGCCUUGAAGGCCAAAGAGAAGAAAGAGCUGGCACCAGGGGGUGGUUCUGAGCCUUCUAUGCUUCCUCCGCGCAUCGCCUCGGAUGCCAGAGGGAACGCCACCAAGGCCUUGCUGGAGAACUUCGGCUUUGAGCUGGUCAUUCAGUACAACGAGAACAAGCAGAAGGUGCAGAAGAAGACCGGGAAGACGGAGCAGGGGGAGAACCUGGAGAAGCUCGAGUGCGACUCCUGCGGCAAGCUGUUUUCCAACAUCUUGAUUUUAAAGAGUCAUCAAGAGCAUGUUCAUCAGAAUUACUUCCCCUUUAAGCAGCUGGAGAGGUUUGCCAAACAGUACAGAGAGCACUAUGAUAAACUGUACCCUCUGAGGCCCCAGACCCCAGAGCCCCCGCCCCCGCCCCCUCCGCCCCCUCCGCCCCCGCUUCCUGCAGCACCUCCACAGCCAGCCUCCACGCCUGCCAUCCCGGCAUCCGCCCCACCCAUCACCUCGCCCACCAUCGCCCCGGCCCAGCCCUCGGUGCCGCUCACCCAGCUCUCCAUGCCCAUGGAGCUGCCCAUCUUCUCGCCGCUGAUGAUGCAGACCAUGCCACUGCAGACCCUGCCAGCUCAGCUGCCCCCUCAGCUUGGCCCUGUGGAACCUCUGCCCGCAGACCUGGCCCAGUUGUACCAGCACCAGCUCAAUCCAACCCUGCUCCAGCAGCAGAACAAGAGGCCUCGCACCAGGAUCACCGAUGACCAGCUCCGAGUGCUGCGCCAGUAUUUUGACAUCAACAACUCCCCCAGUGAGGAGCAGAUCAAAGAGAUGGCAGACAAGUCUGGGUUGCCCCAGAAAGUGAUCAAGCACUGGUUCAGGAACACUCUCUUCAAAGAGCGGCAGCGCAACAAGGACUCCCCCUACAACUUCAGCAAUCCUCCCAUCACCAGCCUGGAGGAGCUCAAGAUCGACUCCAGGCCUCCUUCCCCAGAACCUCAGAAGCAGGAGUACUGGGGUAGCAAGAGGUCUUCCAGAACAAGGUUUACUGACUACCAGCUGAGAGUCCUCCAGGACUUCUUUGAUGCCAAUGCUUACCCAAAGGACGAUGAAUUUGAGCAACUCUCUAAUUUACUGAACCUUCCAACCCGAGUCAUUGUGGUGUGGUUUCAGAAUGCCCGACAGAAGGCCAGGAAAAAUUAUGAGAAUCAGGGAGAGGGCAAAGAUGGAGAGCGGCGAGAGCUUACAAAUGAUAGAUACAUCCGAACAAGCAACCUGAACUACCAGUGCAAGAAAUGUAGCCUGGUGUUCCAGCGCAUCUUUGAUCUCAUCAAGCACCAGAAGAAGCUGUGUUACAAGGACGAGGACGAGGAGGGGCAGGAUGACAGCCAAAACGAGGACUCCAUGGAUGCCAUGGAAAUCCUCACCCCCACCAGCUCCUCCUGCAGCACCCCGAUGCCCUCGCAGGCUUACAGUGCCCCCGCACCAUCGGCCAAUACAGCUCCCUCUGCUUUCCUGCAGCUUACAGCGGAGGCCGACGACCUGGCCACCUUCAGUUCAAAAGCAGAGGCGAGUGAUGAGAAACCAAAGCAGGCUGACCCUCCCAGUGCACAGCCGAACCAAACCCAAGAAAAGCAAGGACAACCAAAGGCAGAGCUGCAGCAGCAAGACCAGCCGGAGCAGAAGACCAGUGCACCCCAGCCAAAGCUCCCACAGCUGGCUGCCCCGCCCUCCCUGCCACAGCCUCCUCCACAGGCGCCCCCUCCUCAGUGUCCCCUGCCCCAGUCGAGCCCCAGUCCUUCUCAGCUCUCCCACCUGCCCCUCAAGCCCCUCCACACAUCAACUCCUCAACAGCUGGCGAACCUACCUCCUCAGCUAAUCCCCUACCAGUGCGACCAGUGCAAGCUGGCCUUCCCAUCAUUUGAGCACUGGCAGGAGCAUCAGCAGCUUCACUUCCUGAGUGCGCAGAACCAGUUCAUCCACCCUCAGUUUUUGGACCGGUCACUGGACAUGCCUUUCAUGCUGUUUGAUCCCAGCAACCCACUCCUGGCCAGCCAGCUGCUCUCGGGGGCCAUUCCUCAGAUCCCCGCCAGCUCGGCCACCUCUCCUUCCACGCCCACCUCCACCAUGAACACUCUCAAGAGGAAGCUGGAGGAAAAGGCCAGCGGGAGCCCCGGAGAGAAUGACAGUGGGACAGGAGGGGAGGAGCCGCAGAGGGACAAGCGUUUGAGGACGACCAUUACGCCUGAACAGCUGGAAAUCCUUUACCAAAAGUAUCUGCUGGACUCCAAUCCAACUCGAAAGAUGUUGGAUCACAUCGCGCACGAGGUGGGCUUGAAGAAACGCGUGGUGCAGGUCUGGUUUCAGAACACUCGAGCUCGGGAAAGGAAAGGACAGUUCCGGGCUGUGGGCCCAGCCCAGGCCCACAGACGAUGCCCUUUUUGCAGAGCGCUCUUCAAAGCCAAGACUGCCCUCGAGGCUCAUAUCCGGUCCCGCCACUGGCAUGAAGCCAAGAGAGCCGGCUACAACCUGACUCUGUCUGCGAUGCUCUUAGACUGUGACGGGGGACUCCAGAUGAAAGGAGAUAUUUUUGAUGGAACUAGCUUUUCCCACCUUCCCCCAAGCAGUAGUGAUGGUCAGGGUGUCCCCCUCUCACCUGUGAGUAAGACCAUGGAGCUGUCUCCCAGAACUCUCCUCAGCCCUUCCUCCAUCAAGGUGGAGGGGAUCGAAGACUUUGAAAGCCCCUCCAUGUCCUCGGUUAAUCUAAACUUUGACCAAACUAAGCUGGACAACGAUGACUGUUCCUCUGUCAACACGGCAAUCACAGACACCACAACAGGAGACGAGGGCAAUGCGGAUAAUGACAGUGCGACGGGAAUAGCAACUGAAACCAAAUCAUCUUCUGCACCCAGUGAGGGGCUGACCAAAGCAGCCAUGAUGGCAAUGUCCGAGUAUGAAGAUCGGUUGUCAUCUGGUCUGGUCAGCCCAGCCCCGAGCUUUUAUAGCAAAGAAUAUGACAACGAAGGUACAGUGGACUACAGUGAAACCUCAAGCCUUGCGGACCCCUGCUCCCCGAGUCCUGGUGUGAGUGGUUCUGCAGGCAAAUCUGGUGACAGCGGGGAUCGGCCUGGGCAGAAACGUUUUCGCACUCAAAUGACCAAUUUGCAGCUGAAGGUCCUCAAGUCAUGCUUUAAUGACUAUAGGACACCCACUAUGCUAGAGUGUGAGGUCCUGGGCAAUGACAUUGGACUGCCAAAGAGAGUUGUUCAGGUCUGGUUCCAGAACGCCCGGGCAAAAGAAAAGAAGUCCAAGUUAAGCAUGGCCAAGCAUUUUGGUAUAAACCAAACAAGUUACGAGGGACCUAAAACAGAGUGCACUUUGUGUGGCAUCAAGUACAGCGCUCGGCUGUCUGUACGUGACCAUAUCUUUUCCCAACAGCACAUCUCCAAAGUCAAAGACACCAUUGGAAGCCAGUUGGACAAGGAGAAAGAAUACUUUGACCCAGCCACUGUACGUCAGUUGAUGGCUCAACAAGAGUUGGACCGGAUUAAAAAGGCCAAUGAGGUCCUUGGACUGGCAGCUCAGCAGCAAGGGAUGUUUGACAACGCCCCUCUCCAGGCUCUUAACCUUCCUACAGCGUAUCCAGCGCUCCAGGGCAUUCCUCCCGUGUUGCUCCCUGGCCUCAACAGCCCCUCCUUGCCAGGCUUUACUCCAUCCAACACAGCUUUAACGUCUCCUAAACCGAACUUGAUGGGUCUGCCCAGCACAACAGUUCCUUCCCCUGGCCUCCCCACAUCUGGAUUACCAAAUAAACCGUCCUCAGCAUCGCUGAGCUCCCCGACCCCAGCACAAGCCACCAUGGCGAUGGCCCCUCAGCAACCCCCCCAACCCCAGCAGCAGCAGCAGCCACAGGUGCAGCAGCCUCCUCCGCCGCCAGCAGCCCAGCUGCCACCCACCCCACAGCUCCCACCGCAGCAGCAACGCAAGGACAAAGACAGUGAGAAAGUAAAGGAGAAGGAGAAGGCACACAAAGGGAAAGGUGAACCCCUGCCUGCCCCCAAGAAGGAGAAGGGAGAGGCGCCCACGGCCGCUGCAGCCACGCUCUCUGCCCCGCUGCCCGCCAUGGAGUAUGCAGUGGACCCUGCUCAGCUGCAGGCCCUGCAGGCAGCCUUGACUUCAGACCCCACAGCACUGCUCACGAGCCAGUUCCUUCCUUACUUUGUACCAGGCUUUUCUCCUUAUUACGCCCCCCAGAUCCCUGGCGCCCUGCAGAGCGGGUACCUGCAGCCUAUGUAUGGCAUGGAAGGCCUGUUCCCCUACAGCCCUGCGCUGUCGCAGGCCCUGAUGGGGCUGUCCCCGGGCUCCCUACUGCAGCAGUACCAGCAAUACCAGCAGAGUCUGCAGGAGGUGAUCCAGCAGCAGCAGCAGCAGCGGCAACUGCAACAGCAGCAGCAGCAGCAGCAGCAGCAGAAAGUGCAGCAGCAGCAGCAGCAGCAGCAGCAGCAGCAGCAGCAGCAGCCCAAAGCAAGCCAAACCCCAGUCCCCCAGGGGGCUGCUUCCCCAGACAAAGACCCUGCCAAAGAAUCCCCCAAACCAGAAGAGCAGAAAAAUGCCCCCCGCGAGGUGUCCCCCCUCCUGCCGAAACCCCCCGAAGAGCCAGAAGCAGAAAGCAAAAGUGCGGACUCCCUCUACGACCCCUUCAUUGUUCCAAAGGUGCAGUACAAGUUGGUCUGCCGCAAGUGCCAGGCGGGCUUCGGCGACGAGGAGGCGGCGAGGAGCCACCUGAAGUCCCUCUGCUUCUUCGGCCAGUCUGUGGUGAACCUGCAAGAGAUGGUGCUUCACGUCCCCACCGGGAGCGGCGGCGGCGGCGGCGGCGGCGGCGGCGGCUCGUACCACUGCCUGGCGUGCGAGAGCGCGCUCUGUGGGGAGGAAGCUCUGAGUCAGCAUCUCGAGUCGGCCUUGCACAAACACAGAACAAUCACGAGAGCAGCGAGAAACGCCAAAGAGCACCCUAGUUUAUUACCUCACUCUGCCUGCUUCCCCGAUCCUAGCACCGCAUCUACCUCGCAGUCUGCCGCUCACUCAAACGACAGCCCCCCGCCCCCGUCGGCCCCCGCGCCCCCGCCCGCUUCCCCCCACGCCCCCAGGAAGGCUUGGCCGCCGGUGGUCGCCCGGGCUUCGGCCGCGAAGCCCCCUUCUUUUCCUCCUCUCUCCUCAUCUUCAACGGUUACCUCAAGUUCAUGCAGCACCUCAGGGGUUCAGCCCUCGAUGCCAACAGACGACUAUUCGGAGGAGUCUGACACGGAUCUCAGCCAAAAGUCCGACGGACCGGCGAGCCCGGUGGAGGGUCCCAAAGACCCCAGCUGCCCCAAGGACAGUGGUCUGACCAGUGUAGGAACGGACACCUUCAGAUUGUAAGCUUUGAAGAUGAACAAUACAAACAAAUGAAUUUAAAUAAAAAAAAAUUAAUAACAAACCAAUUUCAAAAAUAGACUGACUGCAAUUCCAAAGCUUCUAACCAAAAAAACAAAAAAACACACAAAAAAAAAACAAAAAAAAGGAAAAAAAAGAAAAAGCGUGGGUUGUUUUCCCAUAUACCUAUCUAUGCCGGUGAUUUUACAUUCUUGUCUUUUUUUUCUUUUAAUAUUAAAAACAGAAACACCCCUAACCCUGUUCCAUUGUGUCCUUUUGAAGGUACUAUUGGUCUGGGAAACAGAAGUCCGCAGGGCCUCCCCUAUGUCUUUGGAGCUUAAACCCCUUGUAUAUUUGCCCCUUUUCAAUAAACGCCCCACCUUGAGAGCACAGAGGAGCCCGGCAUGCACUGUAUGGGAAAGCAGUCCACCUUGUUGCAGUUUUAGAUUUCUUGCUAUCUUAGCAUUCAGAUACCAAUGGCUUGCUAAAAAGAAAAAAAGAAAUGUAAUGUCUUUUUAUUCUCAGGUCAAUCGCUCACACUUUGUUCUGUUUUCA